GAUAUUUUUGGACCUUGGUUCUUGGUUGUGUUAUAUUGUUGUUGUGUUACCCCGCUCUGAAUCUAUUUUAUAGAAUCUGAUACAUUAUCGAUCUUGCUUGCUCUUGAUAGUAUUCUAACUACUUAGAACCUUUGAUAACUUGCACAACUUCUACACCUUCUACACCUUCUACACCUUCUACACCUUCUACAUACACACAGAUUUCGAACCAUUUAAUCCCGUUCUCGAACUCAGCUAUUUACAAGCAAUCAUGUCCGGCUACGGAAACGAAGAGCAGUCUGACAGCUACGGCGGACAAUCUGAUAACUAUGGCGCUCAACAGGAGAGUGAUUAUGGAAAUAGAGAUAAUGAUACUCAGUCUGGUGGUUAUGGAGGUACUAGGAACAAUUACACAAGUGGUGGUCUAGGUGGCGAUGAUAAUGAUAAUGAGUCGGGUGAUGCUUAUGGCAGCACCAGAGAUGAUGGUUAUGGUAGUACCAGGAAGAAUGACACGAGCAGUGGCUUUGGUCAGGAUAAUACAUUAUCUGGUGAUGACUAUGGUAGUACUCGAAAGGAUGACACGAGUGGCGGCUUGAACGAUGACAAUUUCUCAUCUGGCGAUACUUAUGGUAGUACCAGAGGCGAUAAGUACGGCAGCACCGGAAAAGAUGAUGCAACAAGUGGAUUUGGUCAAGCAAAUACCUCAUCUGGAGAUGCGUAUGACAGCACCGAAAACAAUAAUACCAGGAGUGGAUUUGGCCAAGACAACAUCUCAUCUGAGGAUACAUAUGGUAGCAUUGGAAGAGACAAUACAACAUCUGAUGAUACAUACAGCAGAAGCAGAAAGGAUGACACAAGCAGCAGCUACAACAAUGAUGUCACACCCUCGGGUGGUGCAUUUGGCUCUACCAUUGGUGCUGGAAGCGAUUCAUAUGAUAAUGACAAGGUUGGUGGAUAUGAAGGAGUCAAGGCUGGCUCUUCUGGAUAUGGUGAUAAUGUUACUGGUGAUAGUGACGUCUCAGACGGAUAUGGUAGAGAUAAGAAUGAUUCUCGGAGCUUGGGCGGAAGUGGUGAUAAUGCUUUAUCUGGAGGUUAUGGUGGUGAUGACAAUCAAACCUCCAGUGGUUAUGGAGCCACCAAGUCUGGUUAUGGAGCGGAAGAUUAUGAUGGCAACGAUCAGACAAACUCUGGUGGAUAUGGUGAUAACGGCCAGGGUAAGUCUGGAUUGAAGAAAGGCUUGGAAAUUGCCAAAGAAUUGUUCCAUAAGAACUGAAGUAAUGGUGAUGAUUUGGGGAUGCGACGAUCGAUGAGUAUGAAAUUUUCUUUUCAGCUUUCGCGGGGGGUAUGCUGGGAAUUUGUUUACACUCACACACACAGUUUUUCUGGGAAGCGAUGAUAUUAACUCUGCUCGAUUAUCUGGGACACUGGUACAUGAAGGCAUGAAGAUGUUUGGGAUGCGAAGACUUUUAUGAUUUAUUCAAAUUAUCUAGGGAUUUUAAAGUGGAUACUGGGAUGCGGAGAUGUUCGCAGUGCGAUGAAUUUCAGACAAUGAUAUUUCCUAAGGGCUGUAGUUUCCCAAUGAAUUUCACUUUGGCCA
Molecule: messenger RNA, 1576 nt
Organism: Botrytis cinerea B05.10
Lineage: Eukaryota; Fungi; Ascomycota; Leotiomycetes; Helotiales; Sclerotiniaceae
Exons: 3
Coding region: 251-1252 (333 amino acids)
Source: RefSeq, a predicted model, not a curated record